AUGUCUCGUGAAAGUAUUUCUGUAUCAUCUAAUCGAAGCAAACAAUCUGUACCAUCAAAUUAUAGUCGAACACUUAAACCAUUAGAACAUGUACCAUCUCUACCUGAUCAAAUAUUUGCUCAAUUACGUAAAUUUCGUAUUGUUGGAAAAUCAAUUAAUGCACGAAAUAUUGAUGAACUUUAUCCUGGUUUAGAUGAUUUACUUGUUCGAUGUUUAAGAACAGGUGAUUAUCGACAAUUACACAGUCGUUUCAAUCGAAAUUUAAAACCAGAAUAUAUAUUAAUAACUGGCAAACAUAUACAUAUUAGUGUAUGUUCACGAACACAAGAUAUACUUGAAAAACUGGUAGAGAUGGGAGCAACAAUUGAUCUUCAUUUUUAUGAACCAAUUCAUAUCGAAGAAUUAGAAUUAAUGUGCAAAUAUGGUUUUGAUAUAAAUGAACGUUUACUAAAAUAUAAUAAUCAAACACCACUUUCAUUAUUUAUAACUAAAAAUUAUUCUAUUCCAAUGCUUAAUGUCUUAAUCAAAAAUGGUGCACGAUUUGAUUCACAAGAUAAUAAUGGUCAAACAUGUCUUCAUACUGCAUGCCAAUCAUCAGUAACCGAUGCAGUUUUUGAAUUUAUCAUUAAUAAUUCACCUGAUUCAUGUUUAAAUAUUCGAAAUAAUUUAGGUAGUACACCACUUGAUCUAGCAUAUUUAUCAACAUAUGAACAAGCAAGUUUAUCACGAAUGCGUCGUUUACAUUUAUUAUUAUCACGUAAAGAAGGUAAAUUAACACGUUAUGGUAUGCGUGAACCAAAUUUACUUUCAACAAAACAAUAUAAAUUAUUUAAUAUUAUAGCAUGUAAAGAAUUUUUAUUUAAAUAUCGUCUUAGAGAUAUAUUUGAUCCAUCUAUGCGUUCAUUAACAUGGUGUAUAUUUUUAUUUUAUGAUGUUUUACGAGCAUGUGAACAACCAAAUACAAGUUUAACACAACAAAAAAUUCAACAACGUCUUGAUUGUUAUUUAAUAUCAAUGAUUGAAAAUGGUGAAAUAUCAUUAGAUAGAUUAAUAUUUCGUUCGAAUGCUCAUCUUGAUAAUCCAUUGAACUCAGAAAAUUUUUCUUUAUUAAAUGAAUCUGAACAACAAAUUUUAAUAGAAAAACAAAAUUCAUUUACACAUAUGGCACAAAUGAAAAGUAGAUUAAGUGAUAUACGUAUGCAAACACUUACUUUAAAAGUUUUAUGCCGAAUUAAAAUUAAAAAUGAAAUUCGAACAUAUCCAAAUGAUAUCGUUAAAUUAGAUUCAUUAUCAAAAAUACAUCAAGCUUAUUUAACGUAUUAUAAUCCAUUUAUUAAAACUGAUGUCACAGAUUAA
This is a messenger RNA of Adineta steineri, 1356 nucleotides long. The record is from the annotation of a GenBank genome assembly. Lineage: Eukaryota; Metazoa; Rotifera; Eurotatoria; Adinetida; Adinetidae.